This is a messenger RNA of Pseudonaja textilis, 1134 nucleotides long. RefSeq names its product gamma-aminobutyric acid type A receptor subunit gamma2 (gene GABRG2). Gene Ontology annotation, cellular component: membrane. Gene Ontology annotation, biological process: gamma-aminobutyric acid signaling pathway; monoatomic ion transmembrane transport; chloride transport. Gene Ontology annotation, molecular function: GABA-A receptor activity; extracellular ligand-gated monoatomic ion channel activity. Lineage: Eukaryota; Metazoa; Chordata; Lepidosauria; Squamata; Elapidae. The record is from RefSeq and is a predicted model, not a curated record.
AUAAUUCACACUGAUAUGUAUGUCAAUAGCAUUGGCCCCGUGAAUGCUAUCAAUAUGGAAUAUACAAUUGAUAUAUUUUUUGCCCAAACCUGGUAUGAUAGACGACUAAGAUUCAACAGCACCAUAAAAGUUCUGAGAUUGAAUAGCAACAUGGUGGGGAAGAUCUGGAUUCCUGAUACAUUCUUUCGAAACUCAAAAAAAGCAGAUGCACACUGGAUAACAACACCCAAUCGAAUGCUCAGGAUCUGGAAUGAUGGCAGGGUUCUCUACACCCUCAGACUGACAAUAGAUGCAGAGUGUCAAUUACAGUUACACAAUUUCCCAAUGGAUGAACACUCUUGUCCCCUAGCAUUUUCAAGCUAUGGCUACCCAAAGGAGGAAAUAAUCUAUAUGUGGAAACGCAGUUCAGUGGAAGUGGGGGAUACAAGAUCCUGGAGGCUCUAUCAGUUCUCAUUUAUUGGACUUAGAAAUACAACUGAAGUGGUUCCAACAAGAUCAGGAGACUAUGUGGUGAUGGCGGUCUAUUUUGAUUUAAGCAGAAGGAUGGGCUAUUUCACCAUUCAAACAUAUAUCCCCUGCACACUCAUUGUAGUGCUCUCCUGGGUUUCUUUCUGGAUUAAUAAGGAUGCUGUACCAGCUAGAACAUCUUUGGGUAUUACAACUGUCCUGACAAUGACCACUCUCAGUACCAUUGCUCGCAAAUCUCUUCCCAAAGUCUCUUACGUGACAGCAAUGGAUCUCUUUGUAUCAGUGUGCUUCAUUUUUGUUUUUUCCGCACUGGUGGAGUAUGGGACUCUUCAUUAUUUUGUUAGUAACAGAAAGCCAAGCAAGGAUAAAGACAAAAAGAAGAAAAAUCCUGCACCAACAAUUGAUAUCCGUCCAAGGUCAGCGACGAUUCAAAUGAACAAUGCGACACACCUCCAAGAGCGGGAUGAAGAGUAUGGCUAUGAGUGUCUUGAUGGCAAGGACUGUGCAAGUUUUUUCUGCUGCUUUGAGGAUUGCCGAACAGGAGCCUGGCGACAUGGAAGGAUACAUAUUCGCAUUGCCAAAAUGGACUCCUACGCCCGCAUAUUUUUCCCCACGGCCUUCUGUUUGUUUAAUCUGGUCUACUGGGUAUCUUACCUCUACCUUUAA